CCAGUGACACAUUGCACUAAUUUGACAUCGAAAGUGGAAUUUGAUCACACACAAAUGAUAAAAAGUCAAUAGAGCAAAAAAAUUAUAAUUUGUUAUCAUUGCCAUCAGCAGCAAUAUACGACCAAUGUAAUUGACAAUAAAAACGCGUUGAUGCCCUUCUUUUAAGUACAUAGUGAUAAGCCGAAGAAAGAUAUCAUAUGACGUCGGAAAAUAUCUACAGCAGUGAAAUGGCAAACAAUAGUGGAAAUUUUCGUAAUCCAACAAUAAACGAACCUCGGAUAUUUGGAGGACCCUACGGCAUGCAAACACCAAUUGGAACUGUACGAACAUCUCAACCACCGCCACCACUACCACCCAGACCAUUUCAACAGCAACCAUCUUCCUAUGGAUCGUAUGGCGGUGUUGGUUCCAUGUACGGCAGUCCAUAUAGCAGCUAUGGAUCGGGCUACGGUUACGGCAGUGGACUGAACUCAUUUGGUGGCUCAGGUUUCGGUAGUUAUGGUGGUGGCUACGGAAGCUAUGGCGGUUACGGUGGAGGCGGUUACGGUGGUGGUGGCUACGGUGGCGGUUACAAUCGAUUCGGAGGGAAUCCAAUGGAUCCGGAAAAUCGAUUUAUUCAAAUCGCUGAAGAGAGUUCACGGCCAGCAUUCCAAAGUAUUGAAUCACUCGUUGGGGCUAUUGGGAACAUAGCGUCUAUGUUGGAUUCCACAUUUUUUGCCAUUACCAGCUCGUUCCGGGCGAUCUUAGGCGUUGCUGCUAAUUUUGGUCGAUUACGUGGAGUAUUCGGACAGUUUUGGCAAUCCUUUGCCAUAUUUAGAGGACUGACUUGGCUAUUUAACAAAAUUCUCUAUUGGCUGCGAAUAUCGAAAUUGGAUCCAUCAUCAUUGGCCUUUAGCGAAGCAUUCGCUGCAGCUCAGGAAGGACUCGAUCCAAAUGUUAAAGCAAACGAACGGAAACCAUCGGCAUGGCCAGUUUUAGUAUUCCUUGGUUUCAUUUUCACUGCGCCCUACUUAAUUAUGAAAUUACUGGGUACGGUCACAUCAACAGCUUUAGAAGAAACCAAAAAUCCCCGAUCAUGGGUCAACCCAAUCAAAGCUCAGGUGAAACACGAUUUUCAGGCAACGAAUCAACAAGAACUAAACCUUCGAUCAGGUCAAACCAUAUACAUAGCACCGCGUGAAAUUCAAAAUACACAAAAAUUACUGAACACCGGUUGGGUGCUAGCAACGCUGGACAAUCAAUCGUCCGGCAUCAUUCCCUUAAACUAUGUACAAGGUCCACAGCAAGUGCCCGCUAAACCAGAAACGGUAUCUAGUGUUGCUGAAACACAACCGACACAGCCGAUACAAGAUGUCGGUCAAAUAGUCAACGAUGGCAACAUUCCAGCCAGUGAUAAUAGUUUCCCGUCACUGAAUAGUGUCAUGGAAAAGUCGCCGGAGGAUGUUAUGCAACAAGUUUUUGCCGAAGAUAUGUGAUGGUGAAGUGGAGGAGAGUGCUGAGAAUUUUUUGGUAUAUUGUGUUAGUUUGGUAGGCUCAGCUUGAGUGAUGCAAUUUUUGUUACUGGUCCGUGUACUGUUACUAUUUACCAAUGUAAGGCUUUUUUAUGGAAUAAAUGUCGAUUUAAUUGAA
Bradysia coprophila is the source of this 1629-nucleotide messenger RNA. RefSeq names its product peroxisomal biogenesis factor 13 (gene Pex13). NCBI's taxonomy places the organism in Eukaryota, Metazoa, Arthropoda, Insecta, Diptera, Sciaridae. Gene Ontology annotation, molecular function: protein binding. Gene Ontology annotation, cellular component: peroxisomal importomer complex; peroxisomal membrane; peroxisome. Gene Ontology annotation, biological process: protein import into peroxisome matrix, docking. The record is from RefSeq and is a predicted model, not a curated record.